Molecule: messenger RNA, 1486 nt
Organism: Trichoderma virens Gv29-8
Lineage: Eukaryota; Fungi; Ascomycota; Sordariomycetes; Hypocreales; Hypocreaceae
Product: glycoside hydrolase family 61 protein
Exons: 2
Coding region: 36-1079 (347 amino acids)
Biological process (GO): carbohydrate metabolic process
Cellular component (GO): extracellular region
Molecular function (GO): cellulose binding
Source: RefSeq, a predicted model, not a curated record
AAAGAAACAGGAUUUACUCCGUACUACUUACAAACAUGACCCAGAAGCUCACUAGCCUCCUUGUCACCGCAUUGACGGUGGCCACCGGCGUUAUCGGACACGGACAUGUCAACAACAUAGUCAUCAACGGGGCAUACUAUCAAGGCUACGAUCCAACACUGUUUCCAUAUGAACCAAACCCGCCCAUUGUAGUGGGCUGGACGGCUAGUGAUACUGACAACGGCUUCGUCGCGCCCGAUGCAUAUCAAUCACCCGACAUCAUCUGCCAUAGGAAUGCCACCAAUGCUCGAGGACACGCGUCUGUCAUGGCCGGAUCCUCUGUACUCAUCCAGUGGGUACCGAUUCCGUGGCCACACCCAGGCCCCGUCCUCGACUACUUGGCCAACUGCAAUGGUGAUUGCGAGACUGUAGAUAAGACAACGCUUGAAUUUUUCAAGAUUGAUGGUAUUGGUCUCAUCAGUGGCGGAAAUCCGGGCAGAUGGGCCUCAGACGUGCUGAUCGGCAACAAUGGUACCUGGGUUGUGCAGAUCCCCGCGGAUCUCGAGACAGGCAACUACGUGCUACGCCACGAACUCAUUGCCUUACACAGCGCAGGGUCAGUAGACGGCGCCCAGAACUACCCUCAGUGCUUCAAUCUCGCCGUCACAGGCACCGGAUCCCUGCAGCCAACCGGCGUCCUAGGAACCAAACUUUACCAAGAGUCGGACCCUGGCAUUCUCUUCAACAUUUACACCAGCCCACUGACGUAUACAAUUCCUGGCCCUACCGUUGUAUCAGGCCUCCCUUCAAGCGUCACACAGAGGAGCUCCACCGCGACGGCCACCAGCAUCGCAACAGUUCCCGGCAGUGUCAGCACUGGAGGGACGAGCAGUAAAACUACAACGGUGCCGAGAUCGACGUCAUCGGCCACAACCAGACGCAGCUCUUCCUCCGCUAUCACAACCUCGGCGCCCGCUGGCCCCAGCCAGACUUUAUAUGGCCAGUGCGGUGGCAGCGGAUACUCUGGCCCGACCAUCUGCGCCUCGCCAGCCGUUUGCUCUACCUUGAAUCCCUACUAUGCCCAGUGUCUUACCAGAUAAUCAUAACGGCCGGUACAUUUAUGCGGAUCUUUGAAACAUCCAUAUACACACGCUGGCUGGUGAGCCAAACCCCUCAGUUAUCUAGCAAAAGGAGGAACGGUCUUUUACCCUGCUGGAUUUUGGCAUUGUAGACUCCUCGAAUUACUGGAGAAGUCUAUAUUUAUAGUGAUAUUCUUAUACUAGCAACAAGCCUUUAUGGUGGGCACUCCCAAAAAAUUGUCGGACCAUCCGACAGGGUAGAUCAUUGGAUUAUCGAGAUGAUCCAGUGAUCCACGACAGGAUUUUGAAGAAAGUUAAUGAUCCAGCUCGGCCAACUCAGUUAUACCUCUGCUUUAUACCACUCAUUCAGAUAGUUUAGAUAGCCAUUGCUAACAUAGCAAUUAGAUUGGAAUUACGAUUUUUUCUUA